AUGAAGCCCUCCCUACUCACUGUCACUAAAACAACGAGCCCGAAGGAGCUGCCUCCCUCUAAGAGCCUUAUCUUCGGACAAACAUUCUCAGACCAUAUGUUGAGAAUCCCCUGGACUGACGCUACUGGCUGGGGGGCACCCAGCAUUGUACCUUUCAGCACUAUCAAUUUGUCCCCUAGCUCUACCGUCCUUCAUUAUGCUCAAUCUUUAUUUGAGGGUAUGAAAGCCUACAGGCACGCGGGUGGCACCGUGACCUUAUUCAGGCCUGAAAUGAACAUGAAACGUAUGAAUACCAGCGCACAGCGGCUAGUGCUUCCCGCAUUCAACGGCAACGCGCUUAUUGAAUGCAUAAAGGCGUUGGUCACCAUUGACCGUAAAUGGAUACCUAAUGAGCCCGGGCACAACACAUUAGUUAUUGCUCCCCCAAAGGAAGCACUCCUUUUUGUGAUUACCUGCCCUGUAGGGCCAUACUACCCUCAAGGAUUCAAGCCUGUGCCGUUAUAUGGCACUACGGAGUAUAUUCGCGCAGCGCCCGGAGGCAUCGGUGCAUAUAAACUUGCUGCGAACUACGGCCCCUCCAAUCAGGGCUACGCACAAAACUUGUGGUUACAAGGCCCCGGGCACUGGCUCACGGAGGCGGGCACUAUGAACUUGUUUGUUGUUAUUAAGGACAGGGGUGGUGUGAGCGAACUCAUCACGCCUCCUCUUGACGGAAUGAUUCUCCCGGGUGUCACCCGCGAUUCUGUGUUAACACUCGCGCGUAACCAUGUUUCCGGCGUUAAGCGCCUCCAAGGUCUUCCUGAUACCAUCAAGGUCUCGGAGCGUCCCAUCAACAUGGCCGAGAUCGUCCAAUCCUCGAAGGAGGGACGACUUGUCGAGUUAUUUGGAACUGGCACGGCGGCUGUUAUCAGCCCUGUCGAGAGAAUUGGAUACAACGGAGGUGAAGUCAUGAUACCAACUGGUGAAGACGGUAUGGGUCCCGUCUCGAGGCCACUUUGGACAGAGCUGGUGGGUAUCCAGACGGGAGCUAUCAACAGCGACUGGAACUACGUGGUAGCAACGAAGUAGUGCGGAGGCUGUUCAUACCGGGUAUCUACGUGUGCUUUCUUAGCUAGAACCUAUAUUCCUUUGUACAAGAUCAUGUAUUGGCGCUCGCUGGCGUAGGAUACGGGAUAUCAAUUACGAAGGCGCACACAUGCAUACAGAAAGCCACAUCUAGGGUGGGCCCGGCAUAUGAAUAUUUGAAUGACCAUUGCUGACAGUGGACGACUUUCCGUAGGCUUGAUUAAAAUAUCAUAUCAUAAGGGAGGCGAGCCGCAAUUCCGCUGCUCAUUUCCAAUGAAUUUACAAUCAUGUUUCGUUUGCCCCCCUCCUUAGGCUAU
This is a messenger RNA of Suillus subalutaceus, 1382 nucleotides long. Its product is annotated as aminotransferase. The record is from RefSeq and is a predicted model, not a curated record. The transcript is spliced from 8 exons. Gene Ontology annotation, biological process: L-leucine biosynthetic process; L-valine biosynthetic process. Gene Ontology annotation, cellular component: mitochondrion. The coding region runs from base 1 to 1068 and encodes 355 amino acids. Gene Ontology annotation, molecular function: branched-chain-amino-acid:2-oxoglutarate transaminase activity. NCBI's taxonomy places the organism in Eukaryota, Fungi, Basidiomycota, Agaricomycetes, Boletales, Suillaceae.